Molecule: messenger RNA, 522 nt
Organism: Lachancea mirantina
Lineage: Eukaryota; Fungi; Ascomycota; Saccharomycetes; Saccharomycetales; Saccharomycetaceae
Source: the annotation of a GenBank genome assembly
AUGAGCGGCGCGCCAGAUGCGGAAUCAGCCCGCCGAGGCGCCAAGUUUACAUGGAGUACGCGCGACGACAAAGUGCUGGUCGAGUGCGUGCUUGAGCUGCGAGCGCUCUUGCGCGACCCGGUGCGCUCGUACCCGCGUACCAAGUUCUGGAAAGCGAUCAGCGAUCACAUGGUGCUCAACCACGAGCUCCACCGCAACAGCAGGCAAUGCCGUGACCGCUUCAACCUGCUUUUUUCGCGCGCUGUCGCGCGCGCACCCACACACCGCGACACGGACCUCGACGAUCUGCUCGAGACCUGCAAGGCCCGUUUUUAUUUCGGGAACGGCCGCAGUCUGGAAGUCAAGGACUCGUCACUGUCCCACAGUCCGUCGCGCCAACACUCGUUGAGCACGCUGCUGGACCCGCCCGACGUCCAGACGGAGCUGAAGUACGUGCGCGACACGCUCGACGAGCUGCGAGCCGAAGUUGCGCGCAUCAAAAUCGACCUUCAGCGUCUGUACGAGAUCGUCGAGGCGCGAUGA